This is a messenger RNA of Hypoxylon fragiforme, 2055 nucleotides long. Its product is annotated as MBOAT-domain-containing protein. Gene Ontology annotation, molecular function: ergosterol O-acyltransferase activity. NCBI's taxonomy places the organism in Eukaryota, Fungi, Ascomycota, Sordariomycetes, Xylariales, Hypoxylaceae. Gene Ontology annotation, cellular component: endoplasmic reticulum membrane. The coding region runs from base 129 to 1661 and encodes 510 amino acids. Gene Ontology annotation, biological process: ergosterol metabolic process. The record is from RefSeq and is a predicted model, not a curated record. The transcript is spliced from 6 exons.
ACUAAGAAGGGGCAUGGAACGAGCAAGUUACCACUCUCGUAGUCAGUCCACCUCAAAUUCGCGUAACACUAACAUCCGAAUAGGAACACGAAAAGACAUACCCUCCGCGGCGCGAAAAGCUUCGGGACAUGGUCUUUACGAGGCAAUUUUCCACCUUUGACAGGCAAAACCAAGAUGCCGCCAAAAGCCCGUUCCAUGGCUUCUACGUUCUUUUUUGGAUCGCGAUGACUAUCUUGAUUCUCAAGACGGGUGCUGAGAAUUGGAGGAAGACUGGGAAUCCACUCGGGACCAACGAGAUUAUGAGGACUAUGUUCAGGCGAGAUGUGAUAGUUCUUCUGUUCUCCGAUGGCAUAAUAUGCGGUCUAACGGGGGUGAGUUGGCUCAUUCAGCGCCUAGUCUUCCUUGACUAUAUCAGUUGGGAUAGGUCUGGCUGGAUCAUACAGAACAUCUGGCAGACCUUGUUCAUUGCCGGCGUAAUUUGGCUUACACAUUUGAGGGAUUGGCCAUGGACACAUACUGUCUUCUUUGUCCUCCAUGGACUCGUGAUGCUAAUGAAACAACAUUCGUAUGCAUUCUACAAUGGCCACCUCUCAUCCGUUUACAAGAAACGACGAAGCCUGCUUCUUAAAUUGAAGCAUCUGGAAAACAUCUCACCCGUGACAACGCCAUCGACAACAAGUCCCUCAGUUGCCGCCCUAUCUACGUCACAUCUCUCGCUUCGGCCAUCAGCCGACGAAUACUAUGAAAGACGAAACUCAUUAUCAAAGACCCGAUCAAAUGAGCACAAUGACAUGCAGAGCAUCUCUCUCGCGAUUAAAGCAGCUGAGCCACUCGACAUGGAGCAGGUUCGCGUUUUCGAGAGACUCAUCAAGUGGGAAGCUGAUGCACUCACGGAUGAACUCAAAGGCAAAGCGACAGAUCCUAAAAAUCAUUAUCCAAACAACCUUACUUUCCUAAACCAUUAUGAAUAUAUUGUGUUUCCCACCCUCGUUUACGAGCUACAGUAUCCCAGGUCCGAGAGUAUCGACUGGUUUUAUGUGGCUGAAAAGGCCUGUGCUACUGUUGGUGUCAUAUUCGUUAUGAUAAUGAUUUCCCAGGCUUUCAUGUACCCCGUUGUGAUGAGAACUGUCUACAUGAAGGAAAUGGGUUGGACGACAGCCCAAAGAUUCCAAGAAUUUCCUUGGUUAUUAAGCGACCUCAUCUUCCCAUUUUUGAUGGAAUAUCUGCUAGCUUGGUAUCUCAUCUGGGAGACUGUUCUUAACAUACUCGCGGAGCUGACCUAUUUUGCGGACCGAAGUUUCUAUGAUGCAUGGUGGAACAGCGUAUCAUGGGACCAAUUUGCCCGCGAUUGGAACCGCCCAGUCCAUAACUUCCUUCUACGCCACGUGUAUCAUAGCUCGAUCUCGUCUAUGAGGGUCAAUAAGCACACUGCAACGCUCAUUACCUUCUUCCUCUCGGCCUGCAUCCAUGAACUGGUCAUGUGGUGUAUAUUCAAGAAGCUUCGUGGCUAUCUGCUCAUACUACAAAUGUGCCAGCUCCCACUCGUGAGGAUGAGCCGGACGAAGUGGCUUCGCGACCAAAAGACCAUUGGCAAUAUUAUCUUCUGGACUGGGAUUCUUACAGGUCCCAGCUUGUUGUGUAGUUUAUAUUUAAUUCUGUAGCAGGUCGUUCACUUGACACAUGGCGUCUCGAGGGUAUGGAUAGCAGAAUAACCUUACCUACUUACUAAGGUUAUGAGUCAAUAUGCAAGGACUGCGUGCACACACACGAGGUCGAGUCUUGGGAGUUGAAGGCGUCGCAUAUUGAUUCCCGGUAAGGGCAAACUUAGGUAGAUAAAUACUCGGGUAUGAUGAAAAAGGAAAAGUAGUCAGAAAAAACACAUCCUAGAAUGUAUAAUAUUUUUUCUUCUACCUCGGUCAGAUAGAAUGGAAACUCGAUGUGUUGUUUCCUUCCUCGAUCAGAUAAUUCUCAUGCGUUCGUUAAGGGGUCAAUAGGCACCUACAUGCAUUACAACCUUGCCUGAUUGGCAUGCAUGCAUGCAUGUAUUCGAAAUAC